UUGAAGUUUUGGUGCUUCUGUCGUUUCUUGCGAAUGUAGUUGCUAGCCAUAGACGAGCUCCAAAGCGUCACUCGGUCUCACGUGUAAUCUGUCAUUCAUCAUGGCCAUCAACGAACUUGGAAAAAAAAAAGAAAAAAAAAAAAAGGAAGCGGCACUGGGCCUAUAUGUAGGCAAAAAUGAGAAUGACGCCGUCGCGAGCACGGAGAACAAUAGACGAGCGAUUAAGAGCUCCGGUGUAUUAUAUACCUUUCGGUAAGUAUAUUAUACAUUAGACACCGUCGCUCGGCAUCAUCGAUUUUUCCCUUCCGGCAUGUGUACACACCUACAUCAAACGUGUCCGUACGAGCUAUACCGAAAUAAAGAAAAGAGGACAAUUCACACCGCGUGCCAGCCGGUAGUUUCAAUUUCAUUUGUUCUGAGCUAUAAUAUAUCAUAAGUGCCGCGUACUUCGAGUUUGAUCGUUCGAUAAGUCCGCCUAUAUGUACGGGUGUGUAUGUACCAACAGUGCCGAUGCCACUUUUUCGAUCUAAUUCGGUCGAUUACGCUUUAGAGCGCUUAUUGUGUUUGCCGAGUAGCGGGUGAUCGUGGGUGCUUGCUCGUGACUUUUAUUUUUUGCCUACGUGUUUACCUACACCCCGUGAUUAUUAGGGUGGCCGAUACUACACUGUGUAUCGGUGGGCGCAGCGGUUGACGUCAGCGUCUGGUAAAGUGCGUAGGCACGACCCUUGUGAUUGUUUACUGGUGACUUUGUUUAACGACAAAGUGUGUAAACCGUGUGGGGUUUCGUGAUGGAAUUUUUCGCGAAAAGACAUAAAUUCCAAGUGUCGGUGGUGGGAAAGAUGAAGAUUUUUGUGCGUUCACUCAAUGUGGGGUAGAAUUAAAAAAAAAAAAAUAAUAAUGAGUGACGAAUAAGGGGUUUCCUGCAAAAGUGCCAUGUGACAUUACAAAACGACCCCAUCUAACUUGCAACGUUGAAAAGUUGGGUGAUCCUGGAAGCUGUCUGUUGAAAAGGAAGAAGACAAGUGUAGCUUUUUGCAGAAAUUAUUUUGCGAGUGUUGCGUAGGGGGAGGAGGAAAAGCAAUAAUCGACAGUUGCUAGUGGGGGAGAAAAAAAAAAAAAAGAGCAGUAUGUCGGAGACGGAGGCGAAGCCGGCGGCGCCGCCGACGCACGUGACGAUCCAGCCGCCACCGAUACUGCAAGUGGCCUCGCGAAUGCUGCGCUCCCCCAGCCACGAGAGCGUCACCACUGACCUGUCGCUGUUUAGCGUCUCGUCGAUCGCCAGCGACGCGAAGAGCGCCAAUCGGCUGGCUUCGUUCAAGUCCUACAGCGAUGUGCACCUGUCGGGGCGAGGACCCUCGCCGAACCCCGAGUCUAGGCUGCAGGUUCAGGGCAACAGGCCAGCCGACAUACCGGAGAUCCUCUGGUUCGAGGAGGAGACCGAGCUGAUCCGCAGCUGCGGUGCCCUGUCCUCGGCCCUGGGCCUCCAGAAGAGCUUCAGCACCUCGGACGUGUCCCAACUGCCGAGCCCCGAGGCCAUGGACGGCCGGGCCACCCUACGCUCCGCGGUCUCGUCCCACGGGCUCGACCUCGCCCACCGCAACGGCUUCCUCCUGGAACAGGCGCGCCUCGACCACGCGUCCCGCUCCUGCAGCACCUGGGUCGCGGUCGGCGACAUCCCCACCACCUCCCAACUGCCCAGUCCCCACGGCGGCACCACCAGGGAACUGCACCCCCCCGCCCAACAGCCCGCCUCCCUGGUCAUGCUCAACCCGCCCGUCGUGCCCUUCACCGCCGCCGAUCUCGUCAGGUCGGUCAACAAAAAGGUCCGCCAGAGCUACAUUAGGCGCAGGCUACUGACGACGUACCGAGCGCUGGAGCGGCUGUCGCAGAGCGAAUUCAACCUGGACCGACUGGAAGCGGCGGCGUCGGCCGCGACGCAGGCGGGCGGCGGUGGACUCACCCUGGCGGUGCCGUCAGCGACGGUGGCUGCACUGGCCUCGAGCGGCGUGCCGGCAGGGGCGGCCCUUUUGCAGCCGGGACGGAAACCCGGGCGGAACGACCACGCGCUGACGGUCAAGGACGUGGAGCGCGAGAGGGGCAAGCAGUUGUCCAAGUACGAGAGGAACAUGAUGAUAUUCAAUUGGCUGCACACCUUGGACGACACCCAAGUGGCCGAGGCCGCGCUCGCCCAAUAGUACCAUAAUCGGACUUUGAUGUGGCCAUGACGAUGUGGGGGUUUACUUGGAUCGAAUGUUGACGUGGGUGCUUUU
Messenger RNA from Copidosoma floridanum, 2270 nucleotides. RefSeq lists its product as uncharacterized. NCBI's taxonomy places the organism in Eukaryota, Metazoa, Arthropoda, Insecta, Hymenoptera, Encyrtidae. The record is from RefSeq and is a predicted model, not a curated record.